Molecule: messenger RNA, 2704 nt
Organism: Gymnodraco acuticeps
Lineage: Eukaryota; Metazoa; Chordata; Actinopteri; Perciformes; Bathydraconidae
Product: coenzyme Q-binding protein COQ10 homolog A, mitochondrial
Exons: 5
Coding region: 573-1319 (248 amino acids)
Biological process (GO): ubiquinone biosynthetic process; cellular respiration
Cellular component (GO): mitochondrion
Molecular function (GO): ubiquinone binding
Source: RefSeq, a predicted model, not a curated record
AGUCUGUCCCACCGGCUCUAGUUUAAUCAGAAGGUCGUUCUCGGCCGGGCGGUGUUUAACAACAACCGAAACCUCAAGAAAUCACCCAUUAAUUCAACUUUAUAGAGAACUAUUUCUCCAAUCGCGGAGGGAUGUGCGCGUUGCCGUUUAAAAAAAGGGACAGACAAAGCGCGGCGGAAGGUCGCUUUUAUUCGGGACUCGUUAUGAAACAAUGCUAACGGCGAGCUAACGUUAGCACCGCAACGGCUAUAGAAGCGACGCAUAGUUACGGUAACUAAUAAAUAACAGGUUAUUCUGGUUGGUCGGGGUUAGUGGCUAACGUGGGAACUAUUACACCGGAAGAAGCAGAGUGUUUGCACUCCGGGUUUUGUUGGACCGGUGUCAGAGGCUCUCAAACCCCGGAUUCAGGUCUCAGCAGAUCCUUCGCCCGGUCUCCAGUCCUCAGAACCUCGGUCUCUGGUCCUCUGAACCCCGGUCUCCGGGUGUUCUGAACCCCGGUCUCUGGUGAUCAAGCCCCCGGUCUACAGUCCUCUGUUCCCCGGUCCCAGCAGCUCCUUCUCCCGGCUGGUUGGAUGGCAGCCUCGGCAGGAGCCCGGAGGCUCCCCAUGGGGGUGCGGACCUUCAGUGACUUCCUGCAGAUCGCCUCGGUGGGCUCCCCCCGGUCAGUGCUCUCAGCAGGGGGGCCAAGAGGAGGCCUGAGACAGAGCAUCAGACACCUGUCGUCAUGCGGCAUUCUGAUGACCAGAACUCCCAGAAUGCUUUGCUUUCAGGACACGGUGACGACGGUUCCUCCGAGCAGAAACUUCCUCAGCUUCACCAACAAGAGGAAGGAGUACUCAGAGCGCAGGAUACUCGGCUUCUCGAUGCAGGAGAUGUACGACGUGGUGGCCAACGUGGACGACUACAAACACUUCGUCCCGUGGUGCAAGAAGUCCACGACCGUCAUGAAGAGAGCGGGGCACGCCAAGGCUCAGCUGGAGGUGGGCUUCCCCCCCAUGGUGGAGCGCUACACCUCCAUGAUCACCAACGUGAGGCCGCACCUGGUCAAGGCGGUGUGCACAGACGGGAAGCUGUUCAAUCAUCUGGAGACCAUCUGGCGCUUCAGCCCUGGUAUCCCCGGAUACCCCCGAACCUGCACCGUAGACUUUUCUAUUUCCUUUGAGUUCCGCUCCCUGCUCCACUCUCAGCUCGCCACCAUGUUCUUCGACGAGGUGGUGAAGCAGAACGUGGCGGCGUUCGAGCGCCGGGCGGGAACACUGUACGGCCCCGAGACGCGCAUCCCCCGAGAGCUGAUGUUCCACGAGGUGCACCAGACGUGAUCAGAGCUGAACCCUUGUGACCUUUAACCCCACCUGCAUGAUGCUGCUUUAGAAGACUUACAUCCAACUCCUGAAACCCCCGCCUCAUUCAAAUACUCUGAUAAAGGGUCUCUUCAAUCUGGAUCAAACCAUCUUUCUGUGUCUCAAGGGGGACGAUUUCUUUUGUCCAAUAAUGAGAGGGCGCUGCAGCUAGCUUUGUAAUGACCACUACUCGCGCUCCUGUUGGCUAGCGCUCAAACGCACUGUACGUGAUGGGCUAAAGGGGCGGGACAUUUCUUAAGCGGUUCACCAAUCACAACAGAGCCGGCCAGCUAACCAAUCGCAGCGGCUCUGGUUUCAGACAGAGGGUGAAAAGAGGUGCUGCAGUAUGAGACCAAUAAAGAGCUUUUGGAACAUUAGAGCAUGGAGACGUGUCCCAGGAGACACUGAGGGACUCUUUAAAGGUUGGAGUAACGGCUGCAGCGCUCUCUUUUUACAACGUGUCCCCGUCAGUCACAGACUAAAGGAAGCGUCCCUUUAACUGCGUCUCUACCUCCACUGGAAGGACUCUCUAUUUAUCAGCGGGGUCACAGUUACAGCUGUCGUUGCGUCGUCAUGUGACCGACAGCUCUCGUUUUAAAACUCUGAACAAAAAACCCGUUUAAUUUGCUCUCAUUUUACCGAGACCCUGUGAUAUCAGGCUGCAACGACACAUCAGUCAUAGGUCAUCGAUCGUGUGUGAGAAAAUGUUAAGAAGUGCCUGCUUUAAGUGGCCAAAACCCCCAAAAUAAGCCAAAGAUUUAACCAGCAGAAAAGGACCUUAAAGAUGAGCACGUUUGCUCCUCGGUGUUUCCACGUUUAUCUGCUGCUUAAAUCUGCCUUUAAUUGAAUUAUCUAAAUCUAUUCAUUUUAGUUAAUCUGAUGCAAAAACAACAACUCCUUUCAUUUAUUUAUCAGCGGUCGUUUGCAUAUUCGGACAGUUUUAAAUUAGAAGAAGGGAAAUGAAACUUCUAAUUAAGUUGAAUGUAUUUUAUUCUGGCUUCUUCUUGAUGCUGUGAGGAAUUAUAUUUUUUGGUCUCUUGAGACAUUACCAGAUUUAAUAAGGCUUUAUUUCACAGCCCAGCGCACAGAUUUAGAAAAUAUAUACAAAUCCACUGAUAUUUAACGCCUGCUUGUUUGCCGCGAAACACAACCGCCUGCUCGUGGGAUAGAAGAAUGAAAAAAAGGCAAUUAUUACCAAAAUGAUCACGAAUAACUGUAUUUACUGAAAAACCUGGACAUAUUAUUGAUAAUCACAUUAAAUAAUAAUCACUGCCUAGAAAAACUAUAAAUAUGUUGUAUUUAUCUCGUUCUUUGUGUGUACUGUGUGAUAAAGUGCUGGGCUGUGGAAUAAAACAUAUCUCAUG